AUAGUUGGACUACAAACUACCCCCAUCGGUUGAGAGGAAAGAUGGUUGAAGCAGAUCGCCCAGGAAAGCUCUUUAUUGGUGGGCUUAAUACCGAAACGAAUGAGAAAGCCCUUGAGGCAGUGUUUGGAAAAUAUGGACGAAUAGUGGAAGUGCUUUUGAUGAAGGACCGAGAAACCAAUAAGUCAAGAGGAUUCGCUUUUGUCACUUUUGAAAGCCCAGCAGAUGCAAAGGAUGCUGCCAGAGACAUGAAUGGAAACUCCUUAGAUGGGAAAGCCAUCAAGGUGGAGCAAGCCACCAAACCAUCAUUUGAAAGUGGAAGACGUGGACUGCCUCCACCUCCAUGAAGCAGAGGCCCUCCCAGAGGUCUUCAAGGAGGAAGAGGAGCAAGUGGAGGGACCAGAGGACCCCCGUCACGGGGAGGACACAUGGAUGAUGGUGGCUAUUCCAUGAAUUU
Messenger RNA from Mastomys coucha (southern multimammate mouse), 454 nucleotides. Its product is annotated as RNA-binding motif protein, X chromosome-like. Gene Ontology annotation, molecular function: RNA binding. The transcript has a single exon. Lineage: Eukaryota; Metazoa; Chordata; Mammalia; Rodentia; Muridae. The record is from RefSeq and is a predicted model, not a curated record. Bases 42 to 344 code for a protein of 100 amino acids. Gene Ontology annotation, cellular component: spliceosomal complex. Gene Ontology annotation, biological process: positive regulation of mRNA splicing, via spliceosome.